UCAUUUCCACCCAAGUACCUCAAGCCAGCCACAUUUGCUGGUCAAAUACAAAAAUAAAAGCCUCUGAACUGACCAAAAGCAUAAUCAAGUUCUGGUCUUUGAAGUCUUGUGGAGGGGGGUAAAGAUACGGAGAUAUAAAUUAAGGGCUGUGUUUUCAUGUUUGUAUGUUUUUGUGGAGUUGAUUUGUGUUGAGUUGAAGGAGAAAGCUUGACUUUUGGAUCUGAAUUUGGGGGUUUUCAGCUGGUUGACUUGAUAUUUGAGAUGGGUUUAUUUUGAUUUAGUUCUUGAUUGGCUGUUUUGAGGAGAUAAAAGAGAACAAAAUGAGUUGGAAAAGUAGAGGAGGCGGAGGGCUAGAGUCAGCUUCAAAGAAUUUAGUUUCAAGAAAAUGGGCUAUUUUGUUUUGUAUUGGUUGCUUUUGUGCAGGGAUGCUCUUCUCUGAUAAGAUGUGGAUAAUGCCUGAAGUUAAAGAUAUACCAAGAGGAAUGAGGGGUGAAGAUGAAAAGCUAAAGCUGAUUUCCGAGGGUUGUGAUCCUGUUAGUAAGGAUGCAAAGCGUGAACCAGAGGACAUUUUAGGGGAGGUUUCAAAGACGCAUCAUGCUAUACAUGCAUUAGAUAAAACAAUCUCAAACUUGGAGAUGGAGUUGGCUGCUGCAAGAGCUGCUCAGGAAUCAAUUAUUAAUGGUUCUCCCUUGUCAGACAACUUAAAGAUCAGCGAAUCAAGUAAUAAAAGAAAAUAUUUAAUGGUUAUCGGAAUCAAUACUGCUUUUAGCAGCCGAAAGCGAAGAGAUUCAGUUCGUGCUACUUGGAUGCCUCAAGGUGAUAAAAGAAAGAAGCUUGAGGAAGAGAAGGGCAUUGUCAUCCGCUUUGUAAUAGGUCACAGUGCUACCUCGGGCGGUAUCCUCGAUAGAGCCAUUGAAGCAGAAGAUAAACGACAUGGUGACUUUUUAAGGCUGGAACAUGUUGAAGGUUACCUUGAAUUGUCAGCCAAGACAAAGAUAUUUUUGGCCACUGCAGUUGCUUUGUGGAAUGCUGAUUUUUAUGUCAAAGUUGAUGAUGAUGUCCAUGUAAAUAUAGCAACACUUGGAGCAACUUUGGCUAGACAUCGAUCAAAACCCAGAGUGUAUAUAGGCUGCAUGAAAUCUGGUCCAGUGCUUGCUCAAAAGGGAGUGAGGUACCAUGAACCUGAAUAUUGGAAGUUCGGUGAAGAAGGAAACAAGUACUUCCGUCAUGCUACAGGGCAGCUAUAUGCUAUUUCCAAAGAUUUGGCUUCUUAUAUAUCAAUUAACCAGCAUAUGCUACACAAAUAUGCCAAUGAGGAUGUUUCAUUGGGGUCCUGGUUUAUCGGAUUGGAUGUACAGCACAUAGAUGACAGGAGACUAUGUUGCGGUACCCCACCUGAUUGUGAGUGGAAGGCUCAGGCAGGCAAUGUGUGUGUUGCCUCGUUUGAUUGGAGCUGCAGUGGCAUUUGCAAGUCUGCCGAGAGGAUCAAAGAGGUCCACCGGCGUUGUGGGGAAGGUGAGAAUGCUUUGUGGACUGCAGCCUUCUAAGCAAACCAAAAACAACACUUCUUUCAAACUCAGGAGGAAGCAAGUAAAUGACUUGAGGUUGUUGGUAUAGAGGAAACAUAUGUAUUAUGGAAAUGUUGAAUGAGACAGAUAUUCAUCAGGCAAGCAGGAGAGAUUUUGGUUUCUGAGUUUUCUUUUCAAUUUUAGUUUGGGAGAGAGACUCAAAAGCAAUUUUCAGGAAGGAAAAGAGUUUGUAUUUAACCAUUCUUUGAUUGCUUCCUGGCGCAAUUUGUAAGUGUGCCAUAGCUUAUGGAACCUUCAUAAUAAGUGUUGAUAUUUGGGCUAGUAGCUUGUGCUCAAUAAAUUUUCAGCCUUUUGUGUUGCUUUUGAUAGAUUUGUACCUUCUUUCUGUGAUUGUAAAUAACAUUGUGAUUAAGAUUCCUCCUUUUGAUGACCUA
Molecule: messenger RNA, 1963 nt
Organism: Mangifera indica (mango)
Lineage: Eukaryota; Viridiplantae; Streptophyta; Magnoliopsida; Sapindales; Anacardiaceae
Product: probable beta-1,3-galactosyltransferase 3
Exons: 11
Coding region: 321-1547 (408 amino acids)
Cellular component (GO): Golgi membrane
Molecular function (GO): hexosyltransferase activity
Source: RefSeq, a predicted model, not a curated record